CGAUAGGCACAAGUCUGUUGUUUAAAAUGCUAAGCAGAUGUGCAAUAAUGUUUUCAUGGAAGAGAGUACGGAUAUCGAUUGUUGAAAUAUGAGGGAAUUAGAUGCUUUGAACACCAAGAUAUUUAAAGAGAACUGGCAUACUUCAUGGUUUGUUGACUAUGUGGUCUUUUGAAAGGGUAGACGGACUUAAGGCGAUUUAAGGGCAUCUGUGUCCUCGGUCUCAGUUGUCACGCAUCAUAAGCUAAGAAUUGUCCACUGGUCAUCCAUCAUUAGUUCAUCUUUCAAGUAUUCUUGGUGCAAUCGAACACGGGUCAGCUCCUUAUUCGAAUGGAUCAACAAAUCAGGCGCCCAAGCAGUCUUCCGUUGCGCUCGAGCUCCCGUGAUCUCCAUUACAUUCCAGGGAACCAAUUACCCACAUGGAUGGAGAUAUUCCCCGGGGUCAGCUACCGGCGAAUGCUCAACUUGGUACGUGUCUACACAAAUUCGCGGCGCCUCUACAAGCUUGCGCCAUGCGUUCUCGUUUGUGCUGGGUUUAUUUUACUUAUGAUUCUCAGGAUUCCGCGGGAGUCCCACUUCGUACGGGACAGACGGUGUAAUAAGGAAAACGAAGUGACCCGGAAUGGGCGAUCUGUGUGCGGGGAAGGACGCGCUUUGAAAUACCUCAGCUAUCAACCGCCUGGAGGGGGGUGGAAUAAUCAGAGGAUCGCCUUUGAGAAUGCUGUCAUUAUUGCGAAGCUUUUAAACAGAGUCUUGCUCGUGCAGCCUUUAGCCCCACAUAAGGAGAUACUUCGUGUAAGACACAACCCACCGUACCCUACUGGUUAUGGUAUUUACAACGCCAUUGCCAAAGAAAACCUCCUCCCACUAUCUAAGGUGAUCGACCUUAAUCGAUUGUCACGUCUGCUGACCAUCAAAGAGGUCACCACCAGUCAUGAAGAGUUCGUACACAGCUACCAACACAUGUCCUGGUACCGAGUCUGCCAUAACGGGCUCGUGGGGGUCUGGGUCGACAAGCUGCCUCCUGCGCAUGACAGACUCAGCUGGGAGGUACUCAAAGAGCAUGCGCAAGAACAGAUACCCGCUGUCGAAUUACCCAAAUACCGCAAAAGCUGCAAGUCAGACCUUGAGAGGUACGAGCGGGGCAACACCACUUUGCCUUUCUGGGGAAUUCUCGACGAGCUUUUAGAAAGGAAUGAAGAUAUUAUUUAUUUUGAAGAGGGUUCUAUGUUUUUUAGAGAAAUGAUUUUUCUGGACCGAAAUAGGGUAGUGGAUAGUCACAGAUGGAUAAUUAAUUACGUGAGUUUUGCGCCAGAAAUAAGGCGUCGAGUAUCGGCGAACCUAAAGAGACUUGGUCAUCACUUUAGCUGCAUCCACGUCCGCAGAACUGACCACCCUUCUGCUCAAGAAAACACACAAAAGUAUUGGCUAAACUUGCUCGAAAAACGACAAAUUAAAAACAAGACGAGCAUGCUUUAUGUCGCUACAGACGAACCCGACAUAAACUGGUUUGAGCCCUUCGCGGAGGCGGGGUUUGAGCUCUUGUUUUCGCGGGAUCUUAUUGCCCCCCUGGGGAGUGGCCUUAGGGUGACGUCACAUACUAGGGUCUUUGACCAGGAAAUCUUGGGAUUCACCGAGCAGCUGAUCUGCGCGAACGCGGAGUUUUUCGUUGGCUCGUAUUACUCGACUUUCAGCAUGUAUAUCAAUAGGCUUCGCAAACAUAAGCGAUGGAGGGGAAAGCUUUUACACAAGCCAUUCUUCGCGGUCACGUGGCUCGACACGUCACGUGCUCUACACAAGGAAGGUUGAGAUGCUAGUAAGGCAUGAUGCGCGCGCAUCUGACUGACAACGUACUACACCUUACGAUAAGUGACGAACAGAUCAACGAGACGCAACUAAACAAACAAACCUGAAGCACAUUGCCAUUUGGGUAAUCGAACAGGGACCAUGUUUUUUAAUGUUAUUGUUGCUUUCGUUCAGCAAAAUUCAAAAACGUCUAGUUAUAGCCAGAUUUUAUCGAGUGGAAAUUAAGAAGAUUAAAGCAGCUUUUUUUAUGGCAAUUUCACCUCUGCUUUUACAAUGCGCGUAUUAAAUUAGUAAAACUACAUACAGACUGUAGAGCAGAGGGUGACCAGGUAACUUACAGGUUGAAGACGCGACAUAAAAUAUAAGAACAAACAUUAGACCCAAGAUGAAGACGCGACAUAAAAUAUAAGGACAAACAUUAGACCCAAGAUGAAGACGCGACAUAAAAUAUAAGGACAAACAGAAGACCCAAGAUGAAGACGCGACAUAAAA
Messenger RNA from Nematostella vectensis (starlet sea anemone), 2295 nucleotides. RefSeq lists its product as uncharacterized. The record is from RefSeq and is a predicted model, not a curated record. The transcript is spliced from 2 exons. Gene Ontology annotation, biological process: protein O-linked glycosylation via fucose. Bases 328 to 1806 code for a protein of 492 amino acids. Lineage: Eukaryota; Metazoa; Cnidaria; Anthozoa; Actiniaria; Edwardsiidae. Gene Ontology annotation, molecular function: peptide-O-fucosyltransferase activity.